UUAACCCACCCCCCUGCAGAUUUAAGCGGCUGGGAGCUGGGAGUGGAGGCAAUUCUCUCCUCCAGCAGGAGCACGCCUCAUGAGCCAGCCCCACCCUCAGAAAAGAUGAUUUCCCUGAGGAUCGUCUGCCUGGUCCUGAGUGUGCUGGGCACAGUAUGGACUACGGAUACGGAUACCGAUGAAGGCGAUUUUUUAGCUAAAGGAGCAGAUGUGCGAGGCCCAAGACUUGUGGAAAAACAUCAGUCUGCCUGCAAAGAUUCAGACUGGCCCUUCUGCUCUGAUGACGACUGGAAUAACAAAUGCCCUUCUGGCUGCAGGAUGAAAGGGUUGGUUGAUGAAGUCAAUCAAGAUUUUACAAGCAGAAUAAAUAAGCUCAGAAAUGCACUAUUUGAUUAUCAGAAGAACAAUAAGGAUUCUAAUUCAUUAACCAGAAAUAUAAUGGAAAUUUUGAGAGGGGACUUCGCCAAAGCCAAUAACUAUGAUAAUGCAUAUAACCAAGUGUCUGAAGACCUGAGAAGCAGAAUUGAGGUGCUAAAGCGCAAAGUGAUAGAAAAAGUACAACAUAUCAAACUUCUGCAGAAUAAUGUCAGGUCUCAACUGGUAGAAAUGAAACGACUGGAGGUGGACAUUGACAUUAAGAUCCGAUCUUGCAAAGGGUCAUGCAGUAGAGCGUUAGUUCAUCAGGUAGAUCUAAAGGACUAUGAAGACCAACAGAAGCAACUUGAACAGGUCAUUGCCCAAGACUUACUUCCCUCGAGAGACAGGCAACACUUACCACUGAUAAAAAUGGACCCAGUGUCAGACUUCGUUCCUGCAGAUUACAAGAGCCAGCUUGAGACAGCCCCUCCAGAGUGGAGGGCCUUGACAGAAGUGCAGCAGCUGAGAAUGGUGCUAGAGAGGCCUGAUGGAGGCGAGAAUGACCGGGGAGAUUCUGUGCCUCAUGGCACAGGAUCAGAGAGAGAAAGGCCCAGGAAACCUAGUAGUGCUGGAAAUUGGAACCCUGAAAGCUCUGGGCCUGAGAAUACUGGGAACUGGAAACCUGGUAGCUCCACAUCUGGUGGCACUGGACCCUGGAGCUCUGGGAGCUCUACAUCUAGUAGCACUGGACAGUGGAGCUCUGGGAGCUCCACAUCUGGUGGUACUGGACAGUGGAACCAUGGAAGCUCCACAUCCGGAGGUUUUAGGCCAGAUAGCUCAGGCUAUGGGAGCUCCAGGCCCACAAACCCAGACUGGGGCACAUUUGAAGAGGUGUCAGGAAGUGUAAGUCCAGGGACAAAGAAAGAGUACCACACAGGUAAACUGGUCACUUCUAAAGGAGAGAGAGAGUUCCUGACUGGGAAUGAGAAGGUCACCUCUGGUAGCACAGCCACUAUGCGUCGCUCAUGCUCUAAAACUGUUACUAAGACUGUUAUAGGUCCUGAUGGAAACAAAAAAGUGACCAAAGAAGUGGUGACCUCCGAAGAUGGUUCUGACUGUGGUGAAGCCACAGAGUUUGCUGGCCUGGGUAGCCUGGAUGAUUUCCGCCUAAGGCACUCUGACGAAGCUGCUUUCUUUGGUACUUCCUCAACUGGAAAAACAUUCCCAAGUUUACUCUCACCUAUGUUCAAAGAGUUUAACAGUAAGACCCAGUCAAUGGAUUCAGUACCUGACACCUUGACAGACUCAGAGGGCACCAGCUCUCGUCACUUUGGUAUGUCUGAGUUUCCUUCCAGUAGUAAAACUUCAAGUCACAGCAAGCUUGUAACCACUAGCACCGUCUACAACAAAGGAGGCUCCACGUUUGAAACCAAGAGCUAUAAAAUGGCAGAUGAGGCCGGGAGUGAAGCUGGCCUGGAAGACCUCAGAGGAGCUCAGGGCACCAAGCGAGGCCACUCGAGAGCUCGCCCAUCCAGAGACUGUGAUGAUGUCCUCCAAACACAUCCUUCAGGUGCCCAAAGUGGCAUUUUCAAUAUCAAGCUACCGGGAUCAAGUAAGAUUUUUUCUGUUUAUUGCGAUCAAGAGACCAGUUUGGGAGGAUGGCUUUUGAUCCAGCAAAGAAUGGAUGGAUCACUGAAUUUUAACCGGACCUGGCAAGACUACAAGAGAGGUUUCGGCAGCCUGAAUGACAAGGGGGAAGGAGAGUUCUGGCUAGGCAAUGAUUACCUCCACUUACUAACCCAGAGGGGCUCUGUUCUUAGGGUUGAAUUAGAGGACUGGGCAGGGAAAGGGGCUUAUGCAGAAUAUCAUUUCCGGGUGGGCUCUGAGGCUGAUGGCUAUGCCCUGCAGGUGUCCUCCUAUGAGGGCACAGCGGGGGAUGCUCUGAUUGAGGGCUCUGUAGAGGAGGGAACAGAGUACACGGCUCACAACAACAUGAAGUUCAGCACCUUUGACAAGGAUGCAGACCAAUGGGAAGAGAACUGUGCAGAGGUCUAUGGAGGAGGCUGGUGGUAUAACAACUGCCAAGCUGCCAAUCUCAAUGGCAUCUACUACCCUGGGGGGUCCUAUGACCCCAGGAACAACAGUCCUUAUGAGAUUGAGAAUGGAGUGGUCUGGGUCCCCUUUAGAGGAGCAGAUUAUUCCCUCCGGUCUGUUCGCAUGAAAAUCAGGCCCCUGGUGAUCCAGUAGGCUGACAGGGUGGGAUGGGAUCCGGAGAGUUCUGCUUUCUUUGUUUAGUGAAGUGGAGAGAAAAUAAGGAAAGUAAAGGAGUCAAGAUUCUUUACAGCUUGCCAAAAAAUCCCAGGUGCUAUUUCAUUAUUCUUUGUACUGUAGCUAAAUGUAACUGAGACAUGGUAGUGCUUUGAAAAAUAAAGUUAUAUGAGUUU
Molecule: messenger RNA, 2801 nt
Organism: Nycticebus coucang (slow loris)
Lineage: Eukaryota; Metazoa; Chordata; Mammalia; Primates; Lorisidae
Gene: FGA
Product: fibrinogen alpha chain
Exons: 6
Coding region: 106-2604 (832 amino acids)
Biological process (GO): negative regulation of endothelial cell apoptotic process; negative regulation of extrinsic apoptotic signaling pathway via death domain receptors; positive regulation of peptide hormone secretion
Cellular component (GO): fibrinogen complex
Molecular function (GO): extracellular matrix structural constituent; signaling receptor binding
Source: RefSeq, a predicted model, not a curated record